Molecule: messenger RNA, 2004 nt
Organism: Pseudoliparis swirei
Lineage: Eukaryota; Metazoa; Chordata; Actinopteri; Perciformes; Liparidae
Gene: lmo4b
Product: LIM domain only 4b
Exons: 5
Coding region: 483-980 (165 amino acids)
Source: RefSeq, a predicted model, not a curated record
GACCCAGCGAGCGGACCGGGAGGACGAGUCGCUCAUAGCCCGUGUGUGUGUGUGCGUGUGCGCCAGCCUCGUUGUUGCUUCUUGCCCUCUUUUUUUCACCCUCUCUCCUCCGCCGCACUUCUCGCUCCAAUGACAGCGGGGCAUGCGUAGACCUGUCAUUACAUCUGGCAAUGGACUCCUGUGGCUCGAGCGAGAGAAAAGAGAGAACGAAGCAGCAGUAAAACGGGAACCGACCAGUGGAAAUACUAUCUGAUAACUCCAUUUGCUCGUCGCCGGCGAACGUCCGAGCUCGAGUCCCGGUCCGGAGGCUCGCUGUCGCGCGGAGCCGGAGGCCGAGUGCGCGCGCGAUAGUGUACCCGCUUUCUACCUGUACUUUUUUUUUUUUGGUGUAGGGGGACCGUAGUAGCCUACCUGUUUACGCUGCUACCCUGCAGGUCAUUAACUUUACAGCCAUUACUCUCAAAAGAGACAACCGAGGGACAAUGGUGAAUCCGGGAGGCAGCAGCCAGCCGCCGCCGGUGGGCACGGGCUCUCUUUCCUGGAAGCGGUGUGCCGGCUGCGGGGGUAAAAUCGGGGACCGCUUCCUCCUCUACACCAUGGACAGCUACUGGCACAGCCGCUGCCUCAAGUGCUCCUGCUGCCAAGCCCAGCUGGGCGAAAUCGGCACCUCGUGCUACACGAAGAGCGGCAUGAUCCUCUGUCGAAACGACUACAUCAGAUUAUUUGGGAACAGCGGAGCUUGCAGCGCGUGCGGUCAGUCCAUUCCAGCCAGUGAGCUGGUGAUGAGGGCGCAGGGCAACGUGUUCCACCUCAAGUGUUUCACAUGUUCCACCUGCCGGAACCGGCUCGUCCCCGGGGAUCGGUUCCACUACAUCAACGGCAGCCUGUUCUGCGAACACGACCGACCCACGGCGCUCAUCAACGGCCAUUUGAGUUCACUGCAGACGAACCCGCUGCUGCCCGACCAGAAGGUGUGUUAGGCGUAGGAGCCGAGCAGGAAGUGUGCCUUCAUUUUAGCCCCGACUCAUUCUCACCCCCGAGACGGCGUGGGUCGGCAGCGCCACGGCCUUUUAGCGGCGCUCCCACGAGGAACCCUCCAACACACGGCCGACCAGUUACGUAACUUUCAUUUCUGCGACCCCCGCCCCCCUCCACCCGCCCCCUCCCCCAUACCCAACAUUAAGCCUUUCAGUCUCUGCUUGGUGGAUACUUGCACUUAAUGCACCUGAAAUCGGGGGAGGAGGGGAAGGGGCGGAGGGGGGGACGCCGAGGACUCUGAGGACUGUGACCUUGGAAUAAAAGAAGAAGGGACCGAUCAGACUCCAUGGGGACUCUUCCGGAAGGGAGAAAUGAAACAAGAGGAUGUUGUGAGGGGAAGAGAAACAAAAACACUAAUGGCGCUGAUGAAGAUGAAGAUGCAGACUUUUCCGCUGCAUAUUUGAUUAGAAAAAAGACAUUUUUGGGGGGAAACUUGGGACCUUUUUAAUUUUUUUUCCUCCCUUCCUUUUCUAUCCUCAUUCCCCAACAACAUGGUGUUUCCACUUUAUAUAUUUUAAGUGUUGUCAAAGGGGAAUGUUUUAUUUUGUUUUCGUUUCUUUUUUCCUUUGGUGGGAUAUAUAUAUCGAAAAAUGAUGGUUAAAAAAAAAAAAAAUCUGGCUCUUUUUUUUUUUCUUCGUGGAAAACAAAUCACGAACACUCUCUUGGUGUAUUUGUAAAAACUACCAUGUAUGUACAGUAUGCAUGUAAAUGUCGUUGUCCAGGCGUGGCUACAGUACAUCAACCCUCUACACUCCAGCCCCUCCCCCACCCCACACACACACACACACGAAACCUAAACUUACGGCAAAACUGAAAAACUUUGCUCAGUCAGUAACGUAGAGAUCAUCACCAACAUAUAAAUGCUGAAUGAAAGAGAAAUUUAUUUGUGAUAUUUUCCGAGACAUUUGCUCCAGUCUGGUGUAUUUAAUUAAUAAAAAUAUUGAAGAUUUAAAAAAAGGAAAGAAA